AUGACAGCAGCGACGACCGCCGCGGGCCAGCUCUUUGUGCCUUUCUACGGGACAAGUGCCAAUGGAUUCAAUCAGCCUCCCAGGGGAUGGAAUUCUUAUGGUAUGCAAUCUCGGGCAGGCACAUCCUUUACGCUGAAUCAGGCGGACGUUCAAAGCCAAUGCGAUCUUCUAAAUGCCACGGCGGGAUACACGCUGUGCAGCCUGGAUUCGGGCUGGUCGGCGGAUGGAGGAGACCAAUUUGGUCGUCUUGUGCCAAACACCUCUCUUUUUCCAAACCUGACAGCCUUGGCAAAUAACCUGCACUCUCAGGGCAAGCUUCUUGGAAUCUACGCGCUUCCAGGGGCGCUGUCCGCCGACGCUGGCGUUACUGUUGAAGGAACCAACAUCAAAUUGGGAAGCUUGUUUGACACGAGCCAGCCGAGCUACAACCUGAGGCAGACUUUUGACUUCAGCAAAGACGGUGUCCAGCAAUGGCAUAACUCCGUUGUCAACAACUGGGCCUCAAUGGGAGUGGACUACAUCAAGCUAGAUUACAUGACACCGGGUAGCCCAGAUGCUAACGAAGAUCUGCCUGCCAAUAACUCUUUGGCCGCAGUGGCGUACCAUAAGGCAAUUCAGCAAGCCAGUCGACCGAUGCGGUUGGAUCUCUCGUGGAAGCUUGAUCGGAACUCAGCAGCAGAUUUCUUCCUGUGGCGCGGCAAUGCUGAUGGAUUGCGCCUGGACCAAGAUAUCAAUAAUGCCAAUCAAGGCAUGUUCUUGGGAUUCAAUACAGUGCAGCGAGCCAUAGAACAGUACCGAAGCUUCAUUAACCAGCAAGAAGAAGAUCCAGCACGCCAGGGUACCCCGAUAAUGAUCCGUCCAGACAUGGACAAUAUGUACACUGGUAACGCCCAAUCACUCACGGGCCUCUCAGACGUACAAAGAUACACGGUUGCAAUCCAUUGGGUUGGAGCAGGCGCAAAUCUAAUCACCGGCUCGGAUUUAUCACAGCUUGACACCCUUGGGCGAGAGCUCCUUUACGAUUCCGAGUUUCUGUCUGUCGCUGAUUUCACAGCUCAGUAUCCGAUGCAACCAAAGAACCCUUUCGGAACGGCAAGUCCGGGAUCACAGGCGUCCGAACAGCUUCAGGCAUGGAUUGCUGGGCCGAACACGGAUAAUAAAAAUGCUGUGGUUGUUCUCGCGAACUACGGCCCGGAUCUAGGACAAGGUGGUUUUGGUGGAAAUCUUCAAGGGGUUCAACUGGUGAAUAUCUCAUUGUCGCUGCUCGGGAUAGCAGAAGAUCAACCCAACGGGGCACCAGGCUGGAGUGUUCGUAGGGUACUCGGAGGUGGCGGCUCCGGCGGCGGAGAUCACAGUGACCUUGGAAUUACCAGGUCUUCCAUUGCAUCGUUCUUGGGCCCCGGCGAGAGCGUACUCUACUAUCUCACAGCUUCUAACUAA
Trichoderma citrinoviride is the source of this 1440-nucleotide messenger RNA. RefSeq names its product glycoside hydrolase family 27 protein. The transcript has 2 exons. The record is from RefSeq and is a predicted model, not a curated record. Gene Ontology annotation, biological process: carbohydrate metabolic process. Lineage: Eukaryota; Fungi; Ascomycota; Sordariomycetes; Hypocreales; Hypocreaceae. Bases 1 to 1440 code for a protein of 479 amino acids. Gene Ontology annotation, molecular function: hydrolase activity, hydrolyzing O-glycosyl compounds.